Hevea brasiliensis (rubber tree) is the source of this 4290-nucleotide messenger RNA. Its product is annotated as protein NLP8. The record is from RefSeq and is a predicted model, not a curated record. Gene Ontology annotation, molecular function: DNA-binding transcription factor activity; protein binding. The coding region runs from base 832 to 3774 and encodes 980 amino acids. NCBI's taxonomy places the organism in Eukaryota, Viridiplantae, Streptophyta, Magnoliopsida, Malpighiales, Euphorbiaceae. The transcript has 7 exons.
GCUUUGCUUUGCUUUGGUUGUGGAUCUAAAAAUAAAAAAAUCUCAUUUCUAGUCCGCAGCCUCGACUCCUCGCUGUGACAGAAUCAGAGAACAGCAACUCUUGGCUCGCACCACCACCGGCCUCCUUCUCCUCCACCUCCCCAAGCAUUAAAAAACUUAAAAACAGAACAACCUUUCCAUUUUUAGUAACCCCAUCGUCUCUCUCCUCCGACACAUAUACUCCAACCUCAUCUCCCCUUUCCGUUUUUAGUAACUUUCACACCCCCUCUUAAAUUUCCUCAUCUUGCUCCAGAUUUCUUGGCCUCUAACAAUCCUAGCUGAGUUUCGAGGAGAUUGAGAUUUUUAGAUAAAAUACGUGCUGAUUUUAGAGAUAGAUACGUGUACAUUUGUGUGUGUUGGUAACUUUUGGGCAUAAGAUGACAAUUUGGUGGUGUUGUGGAUGAUUGAAAUCUAUGGACUUAUGUUGCAGUAAAUUGCGCCAGCUUUGGGGACUGCACAAUUCUGGGCGUCAUCUUGUUGAGGAUUGAAGGGCAGUGAGAUUUUGCUCUGUGAGUAGUGUUGGCACUGCAAUAUUUCAAAGGGGAAGUUUGGGGUCUUUGGUGAAAUUGAGUUGUUUGUGCUUGUUAUAAGGUAAGAAAAGUAAGUUUAGAAAAGGGGAUUUCUUUGGUAGCGCUGAUAAAGUUGUUAAAAGUGAAACGUUUAUGGAUUUGAGAAUAAAAAUUAAGGGUCUUCAUCAGCAAAUGAGAGAAGAUAGCAGGAGGGAAUUUCUGGGAAUGGUUUUCUAACGUUUUCUUGCUUCACUGGGUAGAGUUGUUGGUUAGAUAAAAUAAAAUGGAAAACCCCUUCUCAUUGAAAGAUAAGGGGACUGGUUAUUGGACUUCGCCCAGAGCACAGACAGAUGGUAUGGCUCCAUCAGAUGGUGGUGCAAGGAAUUCAAUUUCAGAGGACCCAUUCAACCAUUUUUCCGAGAUAAUGAAUUUUGAUACAUACGCUGGUUGGUGCAACAGCCCAUCAGCAACAGACCAGAUGUUUGCCUCCUAUGGGUUAUCGUCUCUCCAGUCAACACCCUAUGCAUCUUUUGAUUUAUUAAGUUUUGCAGAACAGAAUUCUCCAACCUCUCUUUUAGGCAGUGUAUUAAAUGCUGCUGGGACUUCUUACAAUUCUGGAGACAAAAUGGCAUUUCAGCAAGCGGAUUCCCAAUUUAGUUAUGCAUCAGAUUUAAUGGAUGCUGAUGAUUUGGGUGCCAAACAAAGUAAUGGUUCUCAGCAACAGAGCGAUUUCUUGGAUAUGGAUAAUUGUAUGAUUUCUAGACCCAUUGGGUUCUCACUUGAUGAAAAGAUGUUAAGGGCAUUAUCCUUGUUGAAAGAAUCUGCUGGUGGUGGCAUUUUGGCACAAGUUUGGGUUCCAAUGAGGCACAGAGAUCAAUAUAUCAUGACCACUUUUGAGCAACCGUACUUACUUGACCAAAUUCUGGCAGGUUAUCGUGAAGUUUCGAGGACAUAUACAUUCUCUGCAGAAGUGAAGCCUGACCUUCCCCUAGGGCUUCCUGGUCGUGUGUUCAUCUCUAAAGUUCCAGAAUGGACUUCAAAUGUAGUUUAUUAUAGGAAUACUGAGUACUUGCGAGCAAAGCACGCACGCUACCAUAAGGUCCAAGGAUCUAUUGCCUUGCCGAUCUUUGAACCUCCUGAGAUGUCCUGUUGUGCUGUACUGGAACUUGUCACAAUUAAGGAGAAACCUAAUUUUGAUUCAGAAAUGGAAAAUGUUUGCCUCGCCCUCCAGGCUGUAAAUUUAAGAACCACUGCACCUCCUCGACUUCUUCCUCAGAGCCUCUCAAGGGAUCAAAGAGCUGCCUUAACGGAAAUAACUGAUGUUUUACGAGCUGUAUGUCAUGCACAUAGCUUACCACUAGCUCUAACAUGGAUUCCUUGCAAUUAUAUGGAGGAAGCUGUUGAUGAAAUAAUUAAAGUGCGUGUCAGGGAAGGUAAUUCAAGGUCUACUGGGAAAUUUGUGCUAUGCAUUGAGGGUACAGCUUGUUAUGUGAAUGAUAGAGAAAUGCAAGGAUUUGUACAUGCAUGUUCAGAACAUUAUAUUGAGGAAGGACAAGGUAUAGCUGGAAAAGCACUUCAAUCAAAUCACCCUUUCUUCUUCCCUGACGUGAAGGCGUAUGAUAUAAUUGAAUACCCACUUGUCCAUCAUGCACGCAAGUAUGGUCUGAAUGCUGCAGUUGCAAUCAGGCUAAGAAGCACUUAUACUGGUGAUGACGAUUAUAUAUUAGAGUUCUUUCUUCCUGUCAAUAUGAAGGGGAGUUCGGAACAGCAACUUUUGUUGAACAACCUCUCAGGUACCAUGCAGAGAAUCUGUAAGAGUUUGAGAACAGUUUCAGAUGCAGAGUUAGCAGGGGGAGAAGGUUCUAAAGUUGAGUCUCAGAAGGGAGCAAUAACCAGCUUUCCACCAAUGUCUGUUUCAAUGAGUAACUCUCAAACCACAUUAUCUGCAGCCAACUUAAAUUUGACCGACAAAAUACCUUCCGAUGCAGCUGGGUCCAAAUAUGAUGGAAUGGAAUCAGAUGGUCCUCAUGAACAGGUGAUGAAUAGAUCAAGGAGGCAGCUGGAGAAGAAGAGGAGUACAGCAGAGAAAAAUGUGAGCUUGAGCGUCCUUCAGCAAUACUUUUCUGGAAGUCUCAAGGAUGCUGCCAAAAGCAUUGGUGUUUGCCCCACAACACUGAAAAGGAUAUGCAGACAACAUGGGAUCUCUAGAUGGCCAUCCCGCAAAAUAAAUAAGGUGAACCGCUCAUUGAGGAAAAUACAGACCGUGCUUGACUCUGUUCAGGGAGUGGAGGGAGGACUAAAAUUUGACCCUACCACAGGGGGAUUUGUGGCGGCAGGCUCCAUUGUCCAGGAAAAAAGCUUUCUAUUUCCUGACAAAAAACUUCCCUCUAGAAAUUCUGAAUCCGCCACUGAAGAUGCAGUUUCUGUACCUGCAGCUCAUAUUGAUGGCAAUAAUUCUUCAGUUAAAGUUGAAGAGGAUGAAUGCUGUGUGGAUGCAUGUGGGGAACUGCUAAUUAAAUCUAGCGCUUGUGUCAUUGAUUGUAGUGAAGAUUCCAAAUUGAUAUCAACAGAUGCUGGGAUAUGUCAAAAGGGUAGCGGUGGCUGUGGACCUUGGGCUGCUAUGGAUAAUUCCUCUACAUUUGCAAAAGGAGGGAAGGGAAGUCUUAACACUGGAAGCGUGAAACUAGACAAUUCGGACACUCAUUUUGUGUCUAGAAGCUCAAGCUCCCUGGGUGCUACUGAGGAGUUGGAUGCCAAAGUGGAGGGUGAUGAUGGAGUGGUUGAACAUAACUGGCCUACUUGUUCGAGCAUGACUGAGUCUUCAAAUGGCUCUGGUUCAAUGAUUCAUGGCAGUGCAUCAAGCUCACCAAGCUUUGAGGAGGAGAAGCAUUCAAAAGUCAAAUGUGAUGAUCAUGGAUCGAAAAUUACUGUGAAAGCCACAUAUAAGGAAGAUACAAUUAGAUUUAAGUUUGAGCCUUCUGCAGGGUGUUUCCAAUUGUAUGAAGAAAUUGCAAAAAGGUUCAAAUUGCAAAAUGGAACAUUCCAGCUCAAGUAUCUUGAUGAUGAAGAAGAGUGGGUGAUGCUGGUGAGUGACUCUGACUUGCAGGAGUGUGUUGAGAUACUGGAUUAUAUUGGAAAACGAAGUGUGAAGUUCCUUGUUCGUGACGUAGCUUUUACAAUGGGCAGCUCGGGCAGCAGCAGUUGCUUCUUAGGAGGAAGCUCCUAGCACUUCAGGUGAUGGCUCAACCAACAGUCUAGCUGAAGCGGUAGCAAUUGCAGUUUUCUGAGUGCUCAUUAAGCUUUCCAAGUUUGCAUGAUUCUGGUUUCUACUAAAAGUUGAUGUUGUACUAUGAAGGUUGCAAGGGAAGUGUAAGAUGGCCAAAAUUUCUCAGCAGCACAUCCAAAAAUUUUCAGAACCAAUCAAAGGAGGUGACACCUUUGUUUAUGGGCGAAUAUAUGACCGGUGGUUCAAAACAGUGAGACUGAACUAGUCCCAAGUUCAGCAGCUUUUUUCUCUGAUUGGUUAUUAUAGUUCCAGGGAUGGAGGAAAAGACAGGAAAUAAAGCAGAUUCAGAAGUUCCAUAGCUCAUUAGAUGUUAGAUAUAUAGGCUUGUACAUGCUAGUUGUAGCCAAAAAUGCUUGUGGCCGUAGAAAUCCUUGAAGCACUGUAUUCUAUGUUCUAGUCUGUACAGUAAUUUACAUAUUAAUUAAUUGGAGAAAAUAGGAAAAGUUUUAAUAUAAA